AGAUGAUCAUUCUUGUUUAUACCUAACAAAUUUAUAAGAAGAAUUUAAUUAUUUUAUUUAUCUUAAAUAGAUCUCUAAUCAGUAAUAUAUAUAUAUUUAGGUUGAUAAGAAAUAAAUUCUAAUAAAUAUAAUAUUAUUUUCAAUUUAUUGAGAAUAUUCUUUUAAGUUAAAUAUUUAUAAUAAAUAAUAAAAUUUGAAUAAAAAAAAAAAAAGUGAAAUAAAAUGAUUUAGAUGUAAUGAUGUUCAAGAAUUAACAUCAAUAAUAACUCAAUUUAAUGAUUUAUCAUCAACAGCUCGUGUUGGUGGAACAUUAACAAGUACAAUGGAUGCAAUGCUUGCUGAUAUUCAAUUAAAAUGUUCAAAAUCUCUUGAAAUAUUUCAUAAAUCAUGUCCAAAUCUUUCACAUUUAAUGGAUAAUGAUCGUUUUGAUUUAGCAUUUUUUCGUUUAAGAACAGAAUUAAAACAUUUUGAACAUGAAUUAGCAUGGAUAUUACGACAAUGUUUUUCACGUGCAACAACACUUUCAGCUAAAUUAAGAUUAUUAGAUGUUUUUUAUGGAGCAUAUCAAAGAGAAGUUGUUCAACGUGCACUUAUUAAUGAAGAACAAUGGAUUAUUGAUAAUAUAAAACAAGAAUUUCAAUUAGUUGGUCAAUUAGUUAAUUCAUAUAAUAAAAAUGAUUUACAUUGGCCACCUAUAGCACGAAAAUUACUUUAUUUAUAUGCUCUUAAACAAAGAAUUGAUCUAGUUAUGAAUCAAUUUAUUGAACUUUGUCCAAAAAUAAUAAAUAGUGAUAUUGGAUGGGAAAUUCGAGAAGCUUAUAGAAUUGCUAAAGACAAAAUUCAACGAAAUGAAGAUGAUCUUUAUAAUCAAUUUGAACAAUCAGCAACAAGUCAAAUAUCUGAUCUUUUACUUCAACCAGUUUUUGUAAGUUUUUUUUAAUUUAAAUUCGAUAUUCGAAAUUGUUUUAUAUAAUGAUAAUAAUAUUUUCUUUUAUUGUUUAUUUAUUAUUCAACUGAUCACUUUUCAUAAAUCUUAUCUUUUUAUCAUAAUUGACUCUUUACUUCAAUCGAUUCUUCCUUUUUUUUCUAAUCAUUUUUAUUAAGGUUAAAAUUAAUCUAAUAUGAGUAAACAAACAAAUAGAUUGGUUAUAGAUCGAUUUAAAUCUAUUCAUUUAUCGUGUCUGAUCAUUCAUUUUUCGUUUCGAAUUUUGUUAAAACUCUAUUGAAAUAUUCAAUAAAUUUAUUAAAUAAAAUAAAAUAUUGAUCUUCGUUUAAAUAAAAGAAAAUCUUCUAAAAUUUUAUUAAACUAUUUUAAUUGAUUCUUUUUAUAUUUGAUAAUAAUUGAAAAAAUAGUUAUUUAAUUAAAUUUAUUUGAUUAUUCUAUGUUGAUCUUAAAUAAAAUAAAAUUUAAUUAAAUAUUCUAAAGAGAAUAAUUAGUUAUAGACGAGAUAAGAUCAAUUGAAUUUUUUUAUAAAAGAUCGAUAAGAAGAGAUUCUUUUUUUUCGUUUGAAAUUUCUUCGAAUUGAAUAGAUUAUUCGAAAAACUUCUUUCAUUUAUUUAUUCAAAAAGAAAAAAAUCUUUUCAUUUCAAUAAAUAAUUUUCAUUAAAUUAAUCAAUUUAAAUAUAUCGAUUUAUUUAUUAUUUAAUUAUUGUUUAACUAAAUUAAAUAGAAGUUUAAUAAAACAUUUUUUUUCAAUAAUUAUUUCCGAAUGAUAUAUUUAUAAUGAAGUUAAAUUAAUUAUCCAAAUAUAAUUAAAUAGAUUAAUUAACAUAUUAAGAAUAUUUUCAAAGGGUUAAAUAAAUCUCUCUAUUUUCAUUCAUUUAAACAAAUUUAUUUCAAACUUCAUCGAAAUUCUUUACAUUUAACUAUAUAUUAUUAUCUCACUAUUAUAUUCAUAGAGGUGACCCCCUCACUCUCCUCAAUAUUGAAAAAUUUUCUUUUUUUCCCAGCAAAAUUCCAACGUUUUUUCGUUUUUUU
Rotaria sordida is the source of this 1978-nucleotide messenger RNA. The record is from the annotation of a GenBank genome assembly. Lineage: Eukaryota; Metazoa; Rotifera; Eurotatoria; Philodinida; Philodinidae.